Aspergillus terreus NIH2624 is the source of this 1032-nucleotide messenger RNA. RefSeq lists its product as uncharacterized. Lineage: Eukaryota; Fungi; Ascomycota; Eurotiomycetes; Eurotiales; Aspergillaceae. The transcript is spliced from 2 exons. The record is from RefSeq and is a predicted model, not a curated record. Gene Ontology annotation, molecular function: NADPH dehydrogenase activity; FMN binding. The coding region runs from base 1 to 1032 and encodes 343 amino acids.
AUGUCGACGACUAAACUCUUCAACCCUCUCAGGGUGGGCAAUGUUGAAGUCGCCCACCGCAUCACUCUGCCACCAUUGACCCCCUUCCGGGCCGGCGACGGGCACAUCCCCCUCGACAUGGCCGUACAAUACUAUGAGCAGCGUGCCAGCAUACGCGGUACACUUCUGAUAUCCGAAGCCAUCGUCAUUUCGCCGCGGGCGGGCGUUUACCGGAACGUCCCCGGACUCUGGUCACCCGAGCAGAUCGCACAGUGGCGCAAGGUCACAGACGCCGUACACGGGAAGGUAUCCUACAUCUAUGCACCGCUAUGGGCGAUCGGUCGCAUGGCGGAUAUUGAAGCAACUCGCGAGGCAGCUAGAGUGGAUGCAGAGCUUAUCUCAUCCAGUGCGGUGGAGUAUCAUCCGGGGCUCAUACCACGCGAAAUGGCUGAGGAGGUGAUCAAGGACGUUAUUAAUGACUUCCGGAUCGCAGCCAGCAAUGCUACAUCGGCAGGGUUUGAUGGGGUAGAGAUCCACGGAGCAAACGGAUACCUCGUCGACCAGUUCACUCAAGCUGCUGUCAACAAGAGAAGGGAUAACCCAUGGAGCACUUAUCAGGGUAUGGCCCAAGAUAGCGAUGACGAGCUGAUGGAGCAAUUCGGGUAUUUAGCGAGGAAGACCGCCGAGUUUACGCUGGCAUAUGUGCAUCUCAUUGAGGCGCGCGUUGCCGGGGUGGUGGACGUGGAUGUGGUCCCGCACAGGAAUCUGGAUGUCUUCUUCGAGUCAUAUGGGCGAGCGAGCCCGGUUAUGGUGGCGGGAGGCUACGAUGGUGAGUCUGCGUGCGAGGCUGCUGAUGCGCACUACAAGGACUACGAGGUUCUGGUGGCUAUUGGAAGGCCGUGGAUUGCAAACCCAGGCCUUCCUUUCCGACUGAGGUACGGCAUCCCGCUGCGGAAGUAUGAGAGAGAGCAUUUCUAUACUCCACGCAGCACGAGGGGAUAUAUCGACUACCAGUUCAGCGAUGAGUUCAAAGCGCGCAAGGCUGUGGCUUAG